GCUAGACCAGCAGCAACGUGGUAGCUGCCAUAUGUGGCGCUGGUAGGGGCUUGUUAACAUGCACUUUGCUUGGGCUGCCAUGAGGAUCGUCUGGGUGCCUCUCCUAUGCUUCAACAAAGGACAACAAAUCACUGCAGAAUUGUUGACCAAUUCACCAUUUAUAGAUAACAGGCACAAAUUUUUCGACCUGAACGAAGGUGCUAAUAUAACAUGCAGCAAUAAAACAUGGCGAGAGAUGAUCUACAGCAUCUGGAAAGUCAAAUUGAAGGGGAGGCUCUGCUCUGUGGCUUUUCACAUUAACGGAAGUCGCCAUGACACAUGUGAGAAUGGGAUGGAGCUGAGGAACGGAACCAGCGGAGAAUCCUACCUGCACAUUCCUCAGUUCACUCUAGGAAACCAGGGAGUUUAUCUCUGUGAGACGGCUUACUGGGGAGGAACCUAUAAUGCAGAGAUUACGGUAUCUGCAAGAGUGCCUCCACAGAUCUUCAGCAGGCUGGAAGAGCUCCACAACGGGACAGUGGCUGUGUGCUCAGCUGUGGGGGGAAACCCGGCAGCCUCCAUCUCCUGGAGAACCCAGUGGAACUCCACUGCAAACCAGACCUCCACCCGCAACUCAAACGGCACCUACACUGUGGAGAGCCGCUUGGUCCUGCCUGGCCGUGUCUCCAGAGAGAACCUGAGCUGCAUCGUCACACACCCGAGCUGGCCGGGGGGGUUCAAAGAGACACCUCAGCCUCGGGGAUCCUUAUCAAUCUUUGGAUUGCAGUCCAGCGUCCUGAUGGUCUGCGCUGCUUUGAUGCUGUUUGGAGUCGUGACUUCAUGCUACAUCUUAUGGAGACCUUCCAAAGCAAUGGGCCGAAGGAAGCGACGUCUCUGCUCAGGGUCUACUUGACACACCCGGCCGUUGAUGCAGAGGGACGUCAGCAAACCAGUUAGGAACUAAGAGGGUACAUCACUCACCAGAGGUGGAGAUUUCAGGUCCACAGUGUACAAAUCCAGACCGAGAUUUUGUUUCAACAACCAGUUGAGUAUAAAGAGUCACAAUCACAGAGUACUGAAAUGGUUGGUUGAAGCGAAAUCUUGUCCUGGAUUUGUACUCUCUGGACCUGAAAUCUCCACCUCUGUGGCCCACUAACCACACCUAUUUGCUGUGUGGUAUGCUUAACUUUACCUAAUGCCCACUAUCAUUUAAAAAAAAUUUUUGCAGUGCUUGUUGCUCAGGCUUGGUCAUUUAGUGAACCUGCUACGUGUCCAAUGGCUUUUGUUUUCACUCGUGCUGUUUUUGGCAGAAACACUAAUUACACUGUAACUGCGGGUUUUUCUGAAACAUCGUGUUCGGAAGAGAGCAGACUUUCUAUGCAUGGUUGUAUGUUUACGAUGCAUGUCGAAUUGUAGGUUUUGCACAAUGACGGCGACUUCACUUUUGGUAAUAAACAAUACCUUUGA
This is a messenger RNA of Brienomyrus brachyistius, 1446 nucleotides long. RefSeq names its product cell surface glycoprotein CD200 receptor 2-like. The transcript has 6 exons. Lineage: Eukaryota; Metazoa; Chordata; Actinopteri; Osteoglossiformes; Mormyridae. Gene Ontology annotation, biological process: regulation of neuroinflammatory response. The coding region runs from base 59 to 892 and encodes 277 amino acids. Gene Ontology annotation, molecular function: signaling receptor activity. The record is from RefSeq and is a predicted model, not a curated record.